Messenger RNA from Purpureocillium lilacinum, 999 nucleotides. RefSeq lists its product as uncharacterized. Lineage: Eukaryota; Fungi; Ascomycota; Sordariomycetes; Hypocreales; Ophiocordycipitaceae. The record is from RefSeq and is a predicted model, not a curated record.
AUGGUCAAACCGAGGAUACGGCGCCAAUCACCAGUCUAUUUCACGCCGAGCCCGCAGCAGGAGUCGCCGCGACUCUCAUCUGCCUUUGACGACUUUUACGCGUCUGAUGCGCCAUAUUCUCGACCCUCGAGCGGCCUCUUCGCUUUCUCGGACUGUUCGCUGCCACCGUACGCCAUGGCCUCCCGGCCACCCACGUUGACCGAGAUCCUUCUCGACACGGCACCUCCGCCGUGGACCCUCAGUGCCUUCAUGGCAUACCUCUCUCAAAACCACUGCAUGGAAACGCUCGAGUUCACGCUCGAUUCGCAGCGAUACGCCGCUUUCUACGAGCAACUCGGCGCUGAGGUUCCUCCAACGCGCGAAAGCAGCGAGAGGGUUUGCGGUUUCUGGGAAAAGCUAAUGCAAGUCUACAUUGUCCCUUGCGCUCCUCGCGAGGUCAACAUUCCGUCCCGCGUCCGAGACCGACUUCUUAGCCUCCCAUAUGGACAGUCUCCUCCUCAUCCGUCCGAGCUCGACGAGGCCGGGCGGAUCAUCUACGAACUCAUGAACGACUCUCUUCUCGUUCCCUUCCUGCAGUCCGUCGCGCCCAUGCAGCUCAUGAGCCCCACGGAAGAGCACAACAUAUCUCCUCGCCGACGCUCACACCACAGCGGGGGUCGCGGAAUCGGGCAUCAUGCAUCUUCCUCGUCAUCGGCCUCGCCCCGCGCUGUCGACCUCGAGGCGCUGACCGAUGAUAGCGACAGCAACUCGCCGGGGACGAUGGAACCCAUGACGCCGCCCACGACCCCACCAACAUCCGAGUAUACUUUCAAUACGUCUCCUGGAGGCUUCCAGCGCGCCGUGGCCGCACACAACAAGGGCUGGAAGAAGGUGGGAGCCAAGUUGGGGUUUAGUCGAAAGGGAUCCAGCCGGAGGUCAACGCCCACCUCUUCGAGCUCUUCCAACGCGGAUUGCGACUUGCCUGCUGCCGAGACGAGCCACCACGCCCACGGCUUAUGA